Molecule: messenger RNA, 1847 nt
Organism: Erpetoichthys calabaricus (reedfish)
Lineage: Eukaryota; Metazoa; Chordata; Cladistia; Polypteriformes; Polypteridae
Product: tigger transposable element-derived protein 4-like
Exons: 1
Coding region: 28-1584 (518 amino acids)
Cellular component (GO): nucleus
Molecular function (GO): DNA binding
Source: RefSeq, a predicted model, not a curated record
UGUGCGUGUCUUGUCUCCCCUGCCAAAAUGUCACGGCGGGACUUGACGUUAGCUGAAAAAAUUGAUUUCCUGGAUCAGAUCAGGCAACAACCACCAAACACUAGUCAGCGUCGGUUGGUUGAAAUUACCGGCUUGGCAAAGACUACAAUUUCGCACUUGUUAAAACAAGAGAAUGAGCUGCGAGAAGAAUGGGCACAAUGUGAAAGACGACGAGGAACUUCUCAAAAACGGAAGCGUGAAGGCAAGGAUCCAGACGUCGAUGAGGCCCUUAAUGAAUGGUUUGCCAUUGUUACUGGACGAGGUGUGCGAGUAAGCGGCCCAAUGUUAAAGUGCAAAGCAGAAGAACUCGCUAAAAAGCUGGGCCACAAUGAUUUCAAAGCUACGGAUGGUUGGUUGUCUCGAUGGAAAUCUAGACAUGACAUAAAAUUCAAGAAAGCACAUGGCGAGAAAGAAAGUGCUGAUGGUGCAGGUGCUGAAAAAUGGAAAUCAACAAAACUUCCCGAGAUUCAUGAAAAAUUCCAAGCAGAUAACAUCUACAAUGCAGAUGAAACCGGGCUGUAUUAUCGUGCCACACCGGACGGCUCCUUAAGUUACAAUCAUGUUGCACUCUCUGGCUCCAAAAAAGUGAUGGAUCGCGUUACUGUCUUGUGCUGCUCAAACAUGUCAGGAACGGACAAGAGGAAGCUGUUGGUUAUAGGAAAAAGUGCCAAGCCUCGCUGCUUUAAGGGACUUAAAAUGGACAGUUUACCAGUUGUGUAUCGUGCGAGUAGAAAUGCGUGGAUGACCUCUGAACUUUUUAAAGAAUGGCUGAAGGAUUGGGACAGAGAGCUACAAUGCCAGUCGAGAAAAGUGUUGCUCCUUCUUGACAAUUGUGCAGCACAUCCUCGUUUACAUUGCUUGAAGAACAUCCAACUGGAAUUUCUACCUCCCAGGACCACAGCUUUGGUGCAGCCAAUGGACAUGGGCAUCAUCAAAAAUUUGAAGAUCUUUUAUCGUGCAAGGUUGGUUAAUUAUGUCCUUGAAGCAACUGAAGAAAAUUUGCUGACCUCAUCGUCAACAGCAACAGAAGUCAGUGCGAAGGUCAACGUCUUACAAGCAGUUACAUUUGUGGCCGAUAGCUGGCGAAAAAUCAGCAGUGAGACAAUUCAGAACUGUUUUUCUCACAGUGGCUUUAGGCAUUUGAUCUUGCAGAUGGAUGUGGACAUGCCGAUUGAGAGUGAAAAGAAUGAUGAAAAUGUGGAACUUCAACAGGUCGAAAAUUACGAAGAAUUUUUAUCUAUCGACAACGAGCUUCACUGCUACGAUAAAAAUGAAGAUUACGAUGCUUCAAUUGUUGCUCGAAUUGUAGCGAAACACAUGACAGCAUCGGAAGACCAGGAAAGUAAUGAUGAUGACCCUAAUGAGUUAGUGCAAGUGACAACACAGGAUGCUAGGAAAUGCAUCGAAAUUUUGUGCCGCUAUUUCAUGCAGGAGGGAAAUGAAGGCAGUCCCAUUGAUACGUUAGAUGUUUGUGGUGAUUUUGUUCAAGUGCAGUGCGUCAACAGAAUGCGUCAGAUCACACUAGACAAGUUCUUCAAACAUUGACUGGAAUUUGGUAAUGUAACCUUUUUUAUUGUGCGUCGCAUGCUGAGUGUCGUGUAGAUCGUUUCGAAGAAUUUGUAGAUUUCUUUUUCAGUAAACAAAGUUGUAAGCAACCGUACGUGUACAUGUACGUAGUUCUUGUUUGUACGUUCGCCAUACACGUGUGCAGCACAAUAAAAGUCAUAAUGACAUUUUAAUAUGUUACUUAUAGCACGUCCCAUCUUGGUUGCACAUGUAUAGGGCAUGUUUGUGUAAUCAGACCAACC